AUGGAUAUGUAUGUUUGCGCUACUACUACUGCCACUAUUACCAACUAUAUGACUACAACCGCUACUAUAAUUAAUGAUAAUCCAAGCCACUGGGCCUCUGUCGUACAUACUUUCUUCUAUCAAUACAGCGACGGGCAUCCCUCAUGGCGUCACUUUGAUAUUUCUCCCUGCCUUAACCGCAUCAAUCGCAUCUUCCUCAUUCUCAGUCUUGAGGUUUCCUACUCUGAACUUGUUCACUAUAAUCUUGAAGCAGCAAAGAAUUCUAUUAGGAGAGCAGUCGCUGGAAUAGCAGGAGUGUCUCCGCUACGCAUCACUGACCUGUUUCUUAGUAGCCGUCAAGCAACAGGCGAGGUGGAUGUGUGGUUUGUACUACUAGAGAAACCUGAUGUAACUGGGCCUGUUCUUACACCCCGACCUCAGCUCAUGAUGGCUGAUGCAUACAAGCUUCUUCACGAUAUUACUCAUAAACACAAUGUCUCCGUCAAGCUUGAUCUUUCUCCCAAGAAAAAGCUUUUUGUCACUAUUAAGCGAGGAUCACUGGAGACAACAACAGAGGCUCUACAUCCACACAUGCGACAUCGAUCCUUGCGGUAUCUUAAGGCAGGUUACACUGCUGGCAGUAUGGCUGGCCUAGGAUUUUCCAUGGCCAUUCUUGGUACGUGUAUGGGCAUCUUUGUAGGUUUCUUGUUGUGGAAACGUCAUACUUCUGUGCCCUAUCAAGUUACAGAAUGACGCCGAGGCUUUGUUGAUUUGGAUGGUCCAAGCAUUCUAACAUAAUAAAGUCUCUCUAGAGCUGUGGAGAUAUGUUGAGUAUGACUAAGAAAAGUCAGUAUAAGUCCUUAUGCUUGAAAUUUAUAUAAAACAAGCCUUACCACUCAAAGGGCAUUGUCAGUGGAGAAAAGCCAGUGUGAAUAUUCUAAUAUGGGAAUAAGAUCAAAAUUUAAGAAGUGAAUACUCAACCAUUUUUCCUUGAAAAAAAUCCUAAACCUUUCUCAUUGAACAAUCAACAUAAUUCAGAGUUUGAGGAAGCUUAAUUGGAUAGAAAAGGUCACUGAAUGUGGAGUAAAAAGGAGAAGUGAACACAGUCCAUUCUGAAGGAAUACACAGAAAUUUGUGAACUGAUUAAUUUUGUGUCCUCUGUUCAUACUAAAAGAUCAUAUACUUAUACAGAAUGUAUAAGUUCCUAUGUGAAAAGGAAAAUAGUUUCCACCCUUUCAUGGCAAUAUUUAUGUGUUCUGCUGUAUAAGGAGUUAUAUCCAAUACCUGGAAGUGCUCAAAUUGUGUGAUUUUGCAACUUUUUAUGCACCAAGACUGCAAGAUAAACAAAUGUGUACUGACCUUAGCAGCAUUAAUUUAUCAGUAUAAUUAUAUUUGUAUAUUUAAUCAAGGUACUUCCAUCAAAGAACAAAUAUUAGACAAAUAUGAUCUGCUGGUGACACAAAAAAAACCUUGUGAAAAAAUUGUCAGAUAAUAAGAAAAUUCCAGUUUCCUGUUUACUUUCUUACACACACACACACACAAACACACACACACACACACACACACACACACACACACACACACACACACACACACACACACACACACACACACACACACACACACACACACACACACACACCUUCAUUCAUACAUACAUACAUACAUACAUACUGUGGAUGUAGUAUUAGUAAAUUUAGCACAAGUGUUAUUUGACAUUACUGCUUGUUAUAACUGAAGAAAAUUUUGUAUGAUAUAAGAGUUCUUCCAAAGCUUUAGUUACCUUUUUAGUAAAUGUAAAUUACUUGCUAAGUAAAUCUGAAAAUACACCUGCUUACUUUUUUGUUAUAAGAAAGAAGAAAGUUUGUGAUGGGUGGAGGUGCUGGGUGAUUGUAUCAAACUUUAUUUGUUGGACCAGAACAUUUUUACCCAUAACUGUCUUAAAUACAGACAGUCUCAAAGAAAAUCUGCACAUCUGUUUGUUACCUCAUUGAUAUUGAAGUUACUUGCCUUUUUAAAAUAUUUAUGGCGAAUUAACUUAGAUUAAAGGCAAACAGAUUGAAUAAGUUUUGGUUAAUAAUUAACCAGAGACAAAAAAAGAAAAGAAAAAAGCUACCAAUUAGAAUACAUUUUCUUCCCACGUAAAAAUUGACUGUUUGAAGAUACACAGUUCCAAAUUACCAUGAGAUAAUAUACCACUAUCUUAUAGGGAUGGAACUCAUACAUUAUUAUUUACAUUCUUCAUCUAAAUAUGAUUGUCAGAAGUAGCAAAUGCACUUUUUCCCACAAGCUUGGAAGGAUGGGCAGUAUUUCCGAAUAAUGUAAUUGGUUAUCGUUGAAGCUGCAUUCAAUAUGAGAUUAAUGUGAAAAGAUUAUUUGAGUGAUUGAAAUCUUUGAUGAAAACACUUUGUAAUACUAAUCUUUAAGUUCUGACCCAACUCACCAAGAUGUCUGCCAAAGGGAUGUAAAAUAAUUGCCAAGUUGCAACAGAGGGCUUGGUAGUGCAUAUGUUUAUAAUUUAAAAACUUGAUACUUUACAGCAGUUGUCUGUAAUGUCCCAUAUGAUGUAAUGAUGAUAAUUUAGUGUGAUAUUAGUGAAUCUCUUGUCACCUUCAGGUAAUCCUUUAUGGAAUUCCUUCUCAAAACAGAGGUAUUUCAUCAUCAGUAAAGUUAAUGAUACUCUUGUAAUAAUAGUAAGGAUGAUAUUGGUACAGGCACUGAUUGUAGUAAUCUUUACCAUUGCCUCUAUGUAAUAUUUGUAGAAGUAAUAAUGUUUGGGACUUAUUAAUAAUAAUUAUAUUAGUGAUACUAAUGAAACUAUAAUACUGAUAAUGAUAACAAUGUUAUUAUUAUAACUACUAUUGUUAUUAUUAUUCAAUAGUAUUUCUGUUGUUAUUCUUAUUAAUACCAAUAACAUUAUAAAUUAAAUGUGAAACUCUAACAACCCAUAUGUUUAUUUAAAAAGUUGAAAAAUAUUGGAGUUAAAGAUCUCCAGCAUCCAAGCUUUAAAUGCCAUCAUCAUCAUUCUAAUCAUCAUCACUAUCAUAAAAAACAAUACAGUAUUUACAGUCAUUAUUAUAGCAUCAUCAGCAGUAUUCAGUAUUCAUUAUGAUUUUUAUCUCUACUGUAGAUACCUCCAUGAAGUGAUUCUUUGCCAUGCCUACAAUCUGUACUAUUAUAAUGUGUUUGUGCUGUAAUUUCUAUAAAACAUCAAUCAACAUAUUGCUGUAUGUAACAUCAAUAUUUUAUGGGCAUAAUUAUAUGUUUAUGUUGUUAUUCACAAUACUACUAUUAUAAAUACAUAGUUAUAUGUAAAUAUACAAUAAAAAUUAAAUUACCCCAAAAUAAAAGCUUAUGAGUUUAUGAAAUAUAAAUAUUCAACAGAAAUGGCAUAUUUAUGUUUAGCUCUUAUAAGAACCGAGAGUUACUAAUAAAAACUAGUGCACCUGACCGAACUCACAUUGUCAAGUUGUUUGGAAGCAGGGGUUAAUAAGAAAGACAUGAUCAUUUUGCCUAGUGUAUCUAUGAAUGAUUAGGUGUAAGUGACUGCAUGACUAUGUUUAUAUGUAUACUACUAUAUAGGAAAUAUAAUCUGAUAUCAACAUAUCGGACACAAACUUGAUACCGAUUCCCUGGCCUGUAAGUACUAUUGCUUGUAUUUCCUGCAUCAUAGAAGACUUAUUAUAGCGUGAUUUGGAAAUUUAAAGAAAAUUGUUACGGAAUAAACCAUGUACUGUAAAAUGGCAGCUUUAGCAAUCACUUUUAAACUCCUAACAUUUUCCGACAAAGAGCUAAAAGUAAGGAGCCUAGAAUAUUGAUCAUAAAAUAUUUUCAACAACAACAAUUGUUAUGAUAUUUGAUAAGUGAGGGUCAGAAUCCCCCAGAUUAUUCCACAUGUUAAAACUUUAAUUUUAAUUAAUCAGUUUAAGAUUCUUUAGAAAGAUGUAAUGUACAAACUUCAAAGUUUUUCAGCAUCUCUUAACAUUUCCACAGUUUCAGAGCACAGUUGCCUCUCAUUGUUUUUCAUCAGUUAUUGAUCUUCAUGAAUGACCUCAUAAACCCUUUGAGAUUAUCUUCUAAAUGCUCAAAGAAAAGACUUUCAUAUUAUGAACCAUUACUUUCAAAUUAGCUGCAAACUAUACUAGCUAAUUACUCUUACGGUUCUGAAUUUUGCCCUGAUGCAGUUAACGUAAAAACCUUGCUCAAAAAAACUUGGUACUGCAUCAUGAACUCCCGGCAAAUGGUAGCAUUUUGUGUAAUAAAUAGUAAAUUUAUUACACUAACAUACUAGCUGCCCAAGUCUCACACAAAUAAAAUCCAUCUUCUAGCAAACCUCUAGCAUUUAAAAGACAUUCAAUCUGCC
This is a messenger RNA of Penaeus chinensis, 4342 nucleotides long. RefSeq lists its product as uncharacterized. The record is from RefSeq and is a predicted model, not a curated record. Bases 1 to 732 code for a protein of 243 amino acids. NCBI's taxonomy places the organism in Eukaryota, Metazoa, Arthropoda, Malacostraca, Decapoda, Penaeidae. The transcript has 5 exons.